Cylicocyclus nassatus is the source of this 897-nucleotide messenger RNA. The record is from the annotation of a GenBank genome assembly. Lineage: Eukaryota; Metazoa; Nematoda; Chromadorea; Rhabditida; Strongylidae.
AUGGAUCGACCGAGAAGAAUCUGCAGAAAUGAGGUCCGUGGUUACACUAUCUCUUACGGUGUCGCUUCUCCCUCCCGACGUAUCGUCAUCGAAGGGGCCAACACAAAUUCGUUCACUCUGAAUCGACUCGAACCCGAUACAGACUACGUUUUCGCCGUUGGCGCUUACAAUGAAGCAGAUGGUGAAGAUGGUGAACCAGUUCUGCUCUCGGCUCGAACUCUCCCCAGUGACGGAACGCAAGCAUUUUCCCUCUGGCCACCGAUAGCCGUUCGUGCAAAUUCUCCGAAGCCAGGGGAAGUUGUGGUUACGUGGGAAGACCCGAACCCUGAGCUGGACAUUGAAAAUGAGAUUGAUGGAACUCAGAGACAUUACCUCAUACAGUAUGGCCUCUACCAAUCCGAGCAGCUGUCAAAGAUGCGUUCAAACUCUCGAAGUGUCAAACUCACCGGUCUUUUGCCUAACAAGGAGUAUGAGAUUGCAGUGAAGGUGGUAGGAGAAGAUGGAAGGGAGAGUCCAUGGAGCAUCAGAGACAUAGUACUUACUCCACCAGGUAGUACUACUGAAGUAGAAGAUCCAAACCAAGAAAUCUCGAGAUACGACUGGGAAUGCGAUUUUGAGAAGGAUCUAUGUGGAAUGCGUAAUGGAGAUGGAAUAGACUGGGUCAGAGCUGGCGGGACCCCACCAGCGGAGCAUGGAAAUCAGUACAUCACAUUGGACGCAGAUUCGGAAAAGUAUCAUUUCUCAUCGCUCUACUCUCCAAUGUUCAACAUGAAGAACAGCGCUGCGCUAUGUCUACAGUUCCACUACUACCUCAAACCUGCAAAUGAUGGUCAAAAAAUGCCAUUAUGCUGUCCCAUAAUAGCCAUACCCAACAAACGGCCCACAGCUUUCGUUUAG